Messenger RNA from Ipomoea nil (Japanese morning glory), 396 nucleotides. RefSeq lists its product as uncharacterized. Lineage: Eukaryota; Viridiplantae; Streptophyta; Magnoliopsida; Solanales; Convolvulaceae. The transcript has a single exon. The record is from RefSeq and is a predicted model, not a curated record. Bases 1 to 396 code for a protein of 131 amino acids.
AUGCGGUUUGGAAGAAAAUGGAAGUUGAGCCCUAGGUUUAUUGGUCCUUAUGAAAUCCUUGAGAGGAUUGGAAGUUUAGCCUACCGUUUGGCGUUGCCCAUGGAAUUGGAGAGAGUGCACAACGUGUUUCACGUAUCACAGCUCAAGAGAUAUGUUCACGACCCAGCUCAUGUCUUACCACCGGAAGUAAUACCGUUAGAUGAGGACUUGACCUAUGAGGAAAGGCCGCUCAGAAUUCUGAAUUUCAAGACUCGGGACACACGUAGGAAGUCCGUAAAGUUAGUGAAGGUUUGGUGGACGGAUCACGGGUUUGAGGAAGCUACUUGGGAGCUGGAGUCAACCAUGCGGGAGCGGUAUCCAGAGUUGUUCUCCUGUAACACCCCCAUUUUCCAUUAA